This is a messenger RNA of Gossypium raimondii (Peruvian cotton), 1698 nucleotides long. RefSeq lists its product as uncharacterized. The coding region runs from base 1 to 1698 and encodes 565 amino acids. The record is from RefSeq and is a predicted model, not a curated record. The transcript has 3 exons. NCBI's taxonomy places the organism in Eukaryota, Viridiplantae, Streptophyta, Magnoliopsida, Malvales, Malvaceae.
AUGUUUGUAUCGAACCCUGGGGCUAAUCCCUUAGAUCCAAUUGUUCCAGACUUAGAUAAUCCUGUAGAAGUAGCAAGGCUGAGAAUUGAUGACAAUAACGCUCAGGAUAAGUAUAGGAUCCUGGAAGAGAGGAUCAAGGCAGUAGAAGGCGCUGAAGUUUUCUCUACUUUGAGUGCCAAAGAGCUCAUUUUGGUACCUGAUUUGGUCCUACCCCCAAAAUUUAAGGCACCUGAUUUUGAGAAGUAUGACGGAAAAAGAUGUUUAAAGGCACAUUUGAUCAUGUUUUGCCGAAAGAUGACUGGUUAUGUAAACGAUGAUAAAUUGUUGGUGCAUUACUUUCAAGAUAGUUUGGUUGGCUCAGCCCUUCGAUGGUAUAAUCAACUCAGUAGAGAGAAAAUUCGAUCAUGGAAGGAUUUGGCUUCAGCAUUCUGUGAGCAAUAUAGGCAUGUAUCGGAUAUGGUGGAGCCUCCGUUAACUAAGACAGAGAUAACGGUCCUCUACGUUAAUACUCUCAAAGCGCCAUUUUACGAUAAAUUGGUAGGAAGCGCCACAAAGGACUUUACGAAUAUUGUAAUAUCCGGGGAACUUAUCGAAAACACCGUCAAGAGUGGGAGAAUGGAAGGCCCCGAGAGUUCGAAGAGGGCGGUACCUGUAAAGAAAAAGGAGGCAGAGGCCCAUAUGGUUGGAACCGAGAGCCACUGUGCUCCCAUUUCGUACUCCGCCCAAUCACGACCUCAUUACCGCCCACCUUCAAACUUCUACUUUCCUCCUCAAGGUCCUUACUACCAGGCACCUCCGUCUUACCCUGUUUAUGUUGUGAAUAACCAAAGGCCAUUCAUCGUGUUCCCGCCAAACACCAUGCCUGCACAAAGCCAACCCAAAAAUGAACAAAGACCAGCAAGACCCAAUCCUGAAAGACCUCAGUUUACUCCAAUUCCUGUAUCAUAUGAAGAGUUAUACCCGAAGCUGUUGGAAAAACAAUUAAUUUCCCCACAUUACAUGGCACCCCUGAAGCCUCCAUUUCCGAAGUGGAGGGUUCAAGGUCUCAUCGAUGCUGGUGUUCUGCGAUUCGAUGGUGUUAGCAAUGUGACGGGAAAUCCUCUUCCUAACCAUACUAGUGGCAAUGUAAAUGCGGUGACAAAUGAAGACAAUUGGCGAGCCAAAGUUCAUGUUGCCGAAGUAAGGACACCUUUGCGGAAGGUGUGGGAGAUGAUGAUUGAAAAUGGCUUGCUCUGCCCGCCUAGUAGGAUUCUCAAGGAGGAAAGUAAAAAAGACCAGAGUUUCUGUGAUUUUCAUGGCAUCGAAGGGCAUGAUAUCCAAUCUUGCAAGGAAUUUAGAAAAUUACUUCAGGACAUGAUGGAUAACAAAGAGAUCAAGGUCCUUGAUAGUGUGGAGAGGGCCGAAGAAGGAGAAAUAUGUGCCUCUGAUAAUCAAUCGACGGUUCUACCUUAUAGCGUCGAUAGACCUUUGGUGAUUUAUUACGAGGCGAAGAAGGAAGAGGUUAGUCGAGAAGUGAAACCAAGUUUGAUAAUCGAAGUACCUGUUCCUUUCUCUUACAAGGACAACAAGGCAGUGCCGUGGAAGUAUGAUGUCAAUAUCGUUGUGCCUGAAGGUGAAAAGUCAAAAGUUAUGAAUGAAGAUGUCAGCGGAGUAGGACAUUUUACUCGCGCGGAAGGUGUUAUUCUCCGAGACAGUUGA